AUGGGUAAUUAUGAAAGAGCACUUUCAUUUCAUCGAAAAGCAUUAAAUUUUCAAGAAAAUGUUCAAUGCAAUCCUCUACAAUGUGCAACGACAUAUAUACAUUUAGGUGAAACUUACCGAAAAAUGAAAGAUUAUUCAACAGUAUUGACGUAUUUUCAAAAAGGUUUAGAAAUACGUGAAAACAAACUACCAAAAUAUCAUCCUGAUUUAGCAGUAAUUUAUCAUAAUUUUGCAAAAUUAUAUUUAGCUUCACGACAAUAUAGUAUGGCAAUGAAAUAUGUUCAACAAGCGAUAGAAAUUGCCCAAGAGAAAUUGCCUUCAAAUCAUUCUCAUCUUUGGAACUAUAAAAUAACAUUUGACAAAGUUCGAAAGAAAUUGUAA
Molecule: messenger RNA, 381 nt
Organism: Rotaria sp. Silwood1
Lineage: Eukaryota; Metazoa; Rotifera; Eurotatoria; Philodinida; Philodinidae
Source: the annotation of a GenBank genome assembly